Messenger RNA from Myripristis murdjan (pinecone soldierfish), 5943 nucleotides. It is a transcript of the gene epha10, whose product is annotated as EPH receptor A10. Bases 23 to 3130 code for a protein of 1035 amino acids. NCBI's taxonomy places the organism in Eukaryota, Metazoa, Chordata, Actinopteri, Holocentriformes, Holocentridae. Gene Ontology annotation, biological process: ephrin receptor signaling pathway; protein phosphorylation; axon guidance. Gene Ontology annotation, cellular component: dendrite; plasma membrane. The transcript has 18 exons. The record is from RefSeq and is a predicted model, not a curated record. Gene Ontology annotation, molecular function: protein binding; ATP binding; transmembrane-ephrin receptor activity.
CCGCGGAACUGGCCAGACAAACAUGGAUCUUCGUAAAACGCUGAUUUCGGUGCUUUGGAUAUUAUUGCUGAACCCGGUGGAGGACUGUCACGCCGAGGAAGUGGUGCUGCUGAAUUCUAAAGAGACUCAGGCAGAGCUGGGCUGGACGUCGUAUCCCCCCAAUGGAUGGGAGGAAAUAAGCGGCGUGGAUGAGAAGUACAAGCCCAUCCGAACGUACCAGGUGUGCAACGUGAUGGAGCCCAUGCAGCAGAACAAUUGGCUGCAGACCGGCUGGGUGGCACGCCGUGGCGGCCAGCGCAUUUUCGUGGAGCUCCAGUUCACACUGCGUGACUGCAACAGCAUCCCUGGCGUGGCAGGCACAUGCAAGGAGACCUUCAACCUCCUGUAUGUGGAGUCAGACCGGGACCUCGGGGGUGUGACCCGGGAGGACCGCUACACCAAGAUCGACACUAUCGCCGCCGACGAGAGCUUCACACAGGGUGACCUGGGUGAGAGGAAGAUGAAGCUGAACACAGAGGUGCGCGAGAUCGGCCACCUCAACCGCAAGGGCUUCCACCUGGCAUUCCAGGAUGUCGGCGCCUGCGUGGCUCUAGUGGCCGUGCGGGUGUACUACAAGCGUUGCCUAGCGACUGUCCAGAACCUGGCCGUGUUCCCAGACACGGUAGCUGAGGCGGCAUUCGCCACGCUGGUGGAGGUGCACGGCACCUGUGUCAACAACUCAGAGGUAGACACGGACAGCCCUCCCAGGAUGCAUUGCAGUGCCGAAGGGGAGUGGCUGGUACCCAUUGGGAAGUGCAGCUGCAGCGCCGGCUAUGAGGAGGGACACAGCAGCUGUGAAGCUUGUCCCCCUGGCUCCUACAAGAUGUCCUCCAGGCAGCAGGAGUGUUUUCCCUGCCCGGCCAACAGCGUCGCAGAGGAGGAUGGAUCGGUGGUGUGUGUCUGCGAGGAGGACCACUUCAGAACGCCCCUGGACACGCCGUCGGCCCCCUGCACACGCCCCCCCUCUCCACCUAGGGACCUGGUCUACACCCUGAAGCAGUCCACCCUGAUCCUGGAGUGGGCCGCACCCUCGGACACGGGCGGCAGGGUGGAUCUGACCUACAGCGUGGGGUGCCGGCGGUGCGUGGCAGGGCAGUGUGAGCCGUGCGGGGCCAGCGUUGGCUUCGUGCCCCAGCAGAUUGGCCUGACGGAGAGGACGGUGACUGUGGUCAAUCUUCUGCCCAACACCAACUACACGUUCACGGUGGAAGCCUUGAACGGCGUGUCGGAGCUGCUGCCCAACAAGAGGUUCUACACACAGGUCAACGUGUCAACCAGUCUGCCUGCGCCCUCUCUGGUCAGUGAGCUGCGAGCGGAGAAGAUCGAACAGAAAAGCAUAACCUUGGUGUGGCGGGAGCCGUCCUACCCCAACAGCAGCCGCACCGAAUACGAGGUCAAAUACUACGAGAAGGAGCAAAAGGAUCAGAGGUAUUCCACUGUGAAGACCGCCGCCACCCGGAUCAGUGUCAACAACCUCAAACCUGGCACCACAUAUGUCUUCCUCAUCCGUCCCUUCUCCACACCGGCCCCCUCCUCAUCCCUCUCCUCCUCCCCUCUCUCCUCCUCCUCCUCUUCGUCCUCCUCUUCUUCCUCCUCGACCUCCUCUGCCUCUUCUUCCUCCUCUUCCUCGUCCUCCUCCUCCUCCUCCUCGUCCUCUUCCUCUUCGCCGUCCAUCGAUUACGGCGCGUACAGUGCCCCCCUGGAGCUGCAGACACUUGGCGAGUUGGCGCUGGCCUCCAGUGAACAGAGUCCAGUGGUGAUCAUCGUCGUCGUGUCUGUGGCUGCUCUCAUCAUGCUGCUGUCCAUGGGAGUGGGCCUGCUCAUCUGGAGGAGACAGUGCGGGUACAGCAAAGCCUCUCAAGAGGGAGACGAGGAACUCUACUUCCAAUUUAAGAUCCCAACAAGGAGGACCUACAUCGAUCCUGAGACGUGUGAAGACCUUCUUCAGGCUGUGCAUGCCUUCGCGAAAGAACUAGACAACUCCAGCAUCAAGAUAGAGAGAAUCGUGCACACAGGUGACUUUGGGGAGGUGUGUCGCGGCUGCCUGAAGUUGCCCAGUAAGAGAGAGCUGCCCGUCUCCAUAAAGACGCUGAGAGCCGGCUGCUCGGACAAACAGCGCCGCUCCUUCCUCAGCGAGGCUGGCAUCCUUGGGCAAUUUGACCACGCCAACAUCAUCCGACUGGAGGGCGUCAUCACCACCGGUAACACCAUGAUGAUUGUGAUGGAGAGCAUGUCUAACGGAGCCUUAGAUUCCUUCCUUAGGAAACAUGAAGGCCAGCUGAGUGUAAUGCAGCUGAUGGACAUGCUGACCGGAGUGGCAUCGGGGAUGAAGUACCUCACUGAGAUGGGUUUUGUCCACAGACGACUGGCUGCACACAAGGUGCUAGUCAAUGCCAACCUGGGCUGCAAAGUGUCUGGCUUCAGACCCCUUCAGGAGGACAAGAUAGAGGCUAUCUACACCACACUGCAUGGAGGGAAGAGUGUGGUGCUGUGGACCGCUCCGGAGGCCAUCCAGUACCAUCGCUUCUCUUCAGCUUCAGAUGUCUGGAGCUUCGGCAUUGUUAUGUGGGAGGUCAUGUCUUAUGGAGAGAGACCCUAUUGGGAUAUGGGCAACCAGGAUGUGAUCAAGGCCAUAGAGGAUGGUUUCAGGCUGCCGGCUCCAGUUAACUGCCCUCCACAUCUCCAUCAGCUGAUGCUGGACUGCUGGCAGAAGGAGAGGACAGAGAGGCCCAGCUUCAGCCAGAUCCACUCCGCGCUUAGCAAGAGCAUCCGCUCCCCUGAUGGUAUCGGAUCCUCUACACUGGCACGCAGGACCCUGUCUUCAUCUAUCACACUAGCGGAAAGGCCUCUUCCAUCCUUCCCUUCCUUUAACUCAGUAGGAGAGUGGCUGGAUGCGGUGGACAUGGGCCGGUACAAGGACAACUUCACUGCCGCAGGAUACUGCUACCUGGAGUCUGUGGCGCGUAUGACUGUACAAGACGUACUGAGCCUUGGCAUCACUUCCCUGGAGCACCAGAAGCUGAUCCUGGCUGCCAUCCAAACCCUCAGAGCCCAGGUCAUCCAGAUGCACGGCCGCGGUGUGCAGGUCUAAACACACAGUCGACACACACUAUCUCACACCGAUGCAGACACACACAUUCGUGCAGAUGGACGGACGUGCGGACGGGAGGAGAGGACAGAGCUCUCCCACACUGAAGGAACGAUGAGCAGAUCCAUCAACUGACUGCGCUCCUCCACUUCCUCCUCCUCCUCCUCUCGCGCUCUCCUUCCGACACGUUCUCAUGCCUUCCUUGAUUCCUUCCUUACUUGCUUUAUGAAUCCCCCCCGGAGACGGGCGGUCUCGCCGUCGUGUAAUCUGGGAUUGCAGAAGAGUGAUGUCAUGUGACUUUUCAUGGCCUCAGUCUGCAUUUUGACCUUAAAAGAACUGUGUGCGCCGGUUCUGACAAACAAAGUACUUUCACUGGCUCUGUCGCUGUCCUCUAAGCAGUGGAGGAGGCAGAGAUGUACUACACUGCGACUAAAGUGGAUAUGGAUUAGUGCGAAAAGACACAUAAAAACAUGGGGGUGGAAUUUCCCUUUACCCCAACAUUGACAACGAAAUAUUAUCAAAAACCAGGAACUGGCUCUCUGUAAAAGAUGAUUUCUAGAGAAGCUGGAAAGGUACUGCUCCGCUUACUGGAGCCCACCUGUUUUCACCGACCUGGGAUCAGGAUGUCACAACUAACUGGGUACUUGCACAGCCAUUUCAUUGGAUUUCAGUGCUUUUUUUUUUUUUUUUUUUUUUUUUUUUUCGGAUCAGAUCAUAAAAGAACUCUUCUCCGCUGAAGAAGACUGGAGAUUUAACAGAGCUGGAAUGUAACUGCUAUCACUGAAAAACCGUUAUAAAGACUGAGCUGUCCCGUUGUCAAGGGUUCAGCAAGUUUUGGGGAGUGUGUAAUGGAGUUUGAUGAGGCCGCCAAAAGGCAAAAAAUGAACGGGGCUAGUGUACGGUCCUGUGCUGUCUUGUGUGCGGUCCAGAAUUCCUAACAGCAUCCAGGGCUGGAGGUCACAUGGUAUUGAUCUCGCUGGACGGCCUGAGCUAAGAUUUCUAAGUUGCGUUGCAGCCUUGAAGCUUAAUGUGGGAGGGGUGUGUGUUUUGGGUCGUGAUUUACCUUCAGGAAAAUAAGCAUGGAUGUUCUGAGCUAACGAUGGACAGUGAAAUAAAGGCUGCAGGAUACUACUGUAAAUCCAAAAGGGAAGGGUUGAAAAUGUGUUUUUUUUAUGGUUCAUUUACUUGUUGUACGUCGCUGUCUGUUUAGCUACUUUUGAUCAGAACUUUUUUAUUUCCACUCUCUAUUUCCCCUCUCUCUCUCUCUCUUUCUCUCUCUCUUUCUCUCUGUCUCUCUGUCGGUCUCCACACUCUGCUGGUGUUUUCUCUGUGUUUCAACCGUCUACUGUUCCCAUCAGCCAGGAUGUCAGUAUUUCCAUGCAGCAUCUUGUUAACGUAAUCCUCUAUAGUCUACAGGCGCUCCUACCACCGUGUGUAACGCGCUGUGUAGAAUACAGGUCGAGUGUUGGAAGGUGCCGUUAAGUCGGAUAUUUAUCCAUAUUUAUGUACGUUUACAGACUGUAACGUAAACCUCUCCAUACAAAGAGGGCGGAAAGGUGAAAAAAUAUAUAUAUUAUUUAAUUUAGUAUUUAAAAAAAUUCCGAGCAAAGCAGUCGUCCAUUCUUGUUUUGUUUACGUCAUGAAAUAUUUGUGUUGAUCUAAGAUAUUACUGUGAGUUUAUACUGAGGGAUGAAGAUGUUUUUUUUUUUUUUCUUUGUAUACUGAAAGUGAGGGGAUAACUGGAUAACAGUUUUUUUUUAAAAAUACUGUCAACACACAGUAUCUGUGUACUGUCAAACACUGGACGAGUUAAUGCAGUUUAUUGUCCAUGGUUGCGGAUGUGCUGUAUGCAGUACAGUGUAUGUGUUGCAGUAUGGAUGCAGUAUUGCAGAAUGUCAUAUAGUGUUGUUUUUUCCUUUCUGUUGCUGUGCGAGUGUCAUGUUUAAAUCUUAUGUUGCUAUUGGGUAUCAUGAGCUGCCACACAGUGUGGUUACGCGUUAUUACUGUCCCCAGUUUCCUACGAAUCCCAGAAUUAUCUCUGUACAGUAAACCGCCCCCCCCUCCCUCUGCCAUCUUUUCUGUUCUCUACGUUAGUACAAGACACUAGGAGAAAGUUUUUGGGGGCAUUAUCUGAUGAUCCUAAAGUUUCACAAAAGAUGGUCCAUGCAUUCAGUUUGACUUUUUUGGAUGGAAUAUUGUAAUAGGUUUGUAUUUGGUGCGAAAUCAGUUCUUCUUUAUCCUUACUUCUUUAUCCCUACUACUCUCUCUCUCUCUCUCUCUCUCUCUCUCGCUCUGUGUUACUGUUUUGUCACAAUAAAUAAACCCAUAUGAUGUCCUCGAUAGAUGUUCUCACGCACAUGUAAACAUAUCUGACAACACACUGUCAUUAUCCUGCUUUACACACACACACACACACACACACACACACACACGUCUGCAAACACACACACACACACACACACAGCAGACUGGACCUCGUCACUACAAUGAAUGAAGCUCAAGUCGUUUCCCUAUCUAUCCCCGCUCUCUGUUACUGUGACCAUUAUGUUACUAUUAUAUGUUUAAUACUGUAAAUAUGUAUUUGAAAAUGCUAAAUCUAUUUUUAUAAUUUGUUUGAAGAAUAAUGUGUUGAAAAUAAUAUCUGCUCACUGUGUAAGGGUUUUAUUUGUUUGAAUUUAGGGCCAUAGCCAAGAAACUCUGGUGUUUGGAAUAUAAAACUUAAAAAAAAAAGUUUCUUUUUUUGUUAGUUUUUGAUGAUUUUUACCUGUUAGAAAAAAAAAAUCUGAUGGCUGUUGCAAUACUGAAAUGUGUUAUUA